Molecule: messenger RNA, 1853 nt
Organism: Cuscuta epithymum
Lineage: Eukaryota; Viridiplantae; Streptophyta; Magnoliopsida; Solanales; Convolvulaceae
Source: the annotation of a GenBank genome assembly
CCGGGAACCGCCCCAAAUGGCGUCGGCCGGACAGAGCAUCCUAAAUAUGGCCUUAUUUGACAUUUUUUUUCAAGUUCGAGACCCAAUCUGACCCUUAUCCCAUUUUAGUUUGAAACGAAAUAUCUGAUCCAAAAUCGAAAAUGACACACACAAAAAACAAAAAACAUUUUGCUCUACGAGAUUUAUAUACAUAGGAUUAGAAAGAGAUCACUCACUAGUUUUAAUGGGUGAUUAAUAUAGUUGAUGAUGUAUACUAUUCUCUCUUCUGCCGCAUCGUCAAGCGUAAUGCAUGACUCACAUGGCGAAUAGGUUGGGAAACCAAUUAAGCCAUAUAUAAUAGAUCGAGUCAGGCCUUCAAGUGGAACAUCAUCAGAUCGUACAAAGUAUGCACUAGAAGUUCAAAAAACGAAAAAGUGUUCUUAUGUUCAAGGAAAUCAAAACUAGUAGAAAAAGUUGAAGCAUGGAUCAAACAGGAGGAGGAGGACAUCAUGCAUAUUCUCCCAUCCUCAAAUACAACCUUCAGUGUAUCGUUGGAGCCUUUCUUGUAGCAUGUGUGCUUGUUGCUUAUCACAUGACUUCAGAUAUUGAAGAAGUUCUGAUAGAACAAAAAUUGCACCCACUUAAACGAAAUGUGUCAUCAAUCCCAAAAUGCAAUUUUUUCUCAGGCAAAUGGAUCUAUGACAAUACUUCAUAUCCAUUAUAUAGAGAAAAAGAGUGUACUUUCCUAGUGGAUGAUUUUGCUUGUCAAAAGUUUGGGAGGAAGGACAUUUUGUAUCAACAUUGGAUUUGGAAACCAAAAGAUUGUGAUCUCCCAAGGUUUAAUGCGACUACACUGCUGGAAAAGCUGAGAGGGAAGAGGCUUGUAUUUGUGGGAGAUUCUCUUAACAAGAACCAAUGGAUGUCAAUGGUGUGCCUACUCGAACCCUCUUUAGCUCCUUCUCUUAAAUUUUCCAUAUGGAAGGGCAAUUUGAUAACUUUUGAAGCCAAGGAAUACAAUGCAACAAUAGACUUCUAUUGGUCUCCAUUGUUAGUAGAGUCCAACUGCGAUGAUCCAGCGGACCAUCAUGUAAGAGACCGAAUUGUGAGAAUAAAGGCAAUUGAGAGGCAUGCUAGAUACUGGACAAAUGCAGAUAUACUUGUCUUUAAUUCUUUUAUGUGGUGGCUAGAACCCACCAUGACACUUCUGUGGGGAUCAUUUGAAAGCCCAAAUGCAGUUUAUAAAAAGGUAGAAAUGAAAAAUAGACGUUAUGAAAUGGCAUUAGAGACAUGGUCAGAUUGGUUGGAGUUCAACAUUAACAGAUCAAGAACACAUAUGUUCUUCAUGAGCCUCUCUCCUUACCAUAAAUUGGCAAGAGAUUGGGGGAUGCAAGCGGAUCAAAACUGUUAUAAUGAAACACAACCAAUUUCAAGAUCAGAUUACUGGGGAAGUGCGACAGAUAAAGUGCUUAUGCAAAUUGCAGAAACUGCUAUAAGACGUUUAGAGAGUAAAGGCUUAAAAGUCAAUUAUCUAAACAUAACACAACUUUCUGAUUAUAGAAAAGAUGCACACCCCACUAUCUACAGGAAGCAAUGGCAACCUCCAACACAAGAACAAUUAUUGGACCCAAAGAGCUAUUCAGAUUGUGUGCAUUGGUGCUUACCUGGGGUCCCUGAUGUUUGGAAUCAAAUUCUUUAUGCUUACAUUAUUGAUGAGAUAUAAUGAUUGAUUAAAGUACAUUUCUAUAGGAUUGAACUAGUGCAAUAAGUAUUUAUCACUAUGAGAUAUACAUUUUUUUUGUGCACAUGUUUUUAUCAGCACAUUUUUUUUUCACGUGCAUCAUACAUACAAAAAGUGUACUUAUGACUAUGAAAUA